Molecule: messenger RNA, 2824 nt
Organism: Meriones unguiculatus (Mongolian gerbil)
Lineage: Eukaryota; Metazoa; Chordata; Mammalia; Rodentia; Muridae
Gene: Kyat1
Product: kynurenine aminotransferase 1
Exons: 15
Coding region: 1064-2440 (458 amino acids)
Biological process (GO): biosynthetic process
Cellular component (GO): mitochondrion; cytoplasm
Molecular function (GO): pyridoxal phosphate binding; L-kynurenine:2-oxoglutarate transaminase activity
Source: RefSeq, a predicted model, not a curated record
AGGCUGUUGUGGAAAGCUGUGGGUUUCUAUGGUAACUGGUUUUUUGUUAACUGCAGAUUACUGCAUUCAUACAAGGAGCAUGACCUGGGUUGGACUGUUGGGUUGUUUGGUUUAUAUGUGCCUCUAGGGAUCAAGGCCAGGCUCUUGCACAUGCUGCACUGAUUCUCUGCCACUCUACAAAUGGAUAAACUGAGCCUGCAGGCUGUGCCCUGGUGGCCCAUGUUCCAUAGCUAGUGCACUAGUAGAGCUGGGGUUACCUCACCUAAGACCAAGCUUCAUUUUUUUUUCUCCUUGUCAUGGAAUGGGACAAGUCUUAACCAAGCAUGAUGUCGCUUCUCCUGCCUCCAUUCUCCAUGGGCACCAUGCUUAGUGUUGUCUCAGUGAGUGGCCAUGUCCUGGCAGUUUGAGCUGAGCAGGGGAAGUCCAAACAUUCUCUAAGGGACCAAGGUGCACUGCAUGUGACAAACUACUUUGCCUUGAACACCAUGUCCCCAUGGAGCAGGUCCCAGUCGUUCCAAAGUGACGUAGGUAAUGCAGGGAGGCUGACGAGUCCUGGUCACCGUGCCUACACUGCAGGCUGCACCUGAACAGGCAUGUAGUUCCCGGGGAGCCCAAGCUUCUUGUGGUCUGGGAAGCCGUAGAAGAUGGGGCAUCGGCUCCUAGGGCAAGCAUCUGAGGAAAGAGUUGGGAUUCUAGGAAAAGGACUGCUGGGAGUCAAACCUGAGUCCUUUGGAAGAGUAACUACGGACUGAGAUGUCUCUCCAGCCCACAACUUUAUUAUUUGUUUGUUUGUAUGUUUUGUUUGGUUUUUUGAGACAGGGUUUCUCUGUGUAGUCCUGGCUAUCCUGGAACUCACUCUGUAGACCAGACUGGCUUCAAACUCAGAGGUCCACCUGCCUUGUGCCUCCUGAGUGCUGGGAUUAAAGGUUCAUACCACCACUGCCAGGCAAAAGAACUGUGUGUGGGACUCAAGUCCCUGGCUUGGAGCCAUAUUCUGGCCUAGGCUGCCUCCCCUUCUCUGCCCCUGGAGGGGAAGUCUACAGUGCCUGUGGAUCUGGGAGGCAUGUUGAGGAGUACAGCAGCCAUCUCAGUGCACCUGGCAUGUCCACUCUGGGGAAGGAAGGCUGGAGCCUCACUCGCUCGGUGUUUGCACCAGUCUCUCACCAUGGCCAAACAGCUGCAGGCUCGAAGGCUGGACGGGAUCGAUCGCAACCCCUGGGUGGAGUUUAUAAAACUCUCCAAGGAGUAUGAUGCUGUGAACUUGGGCCAGGGCUUCCCUGACUUCUCACCUCCGGACUUUGCUGUGCAAGCUUUUCAGCAGGCCACCAGUGGGGACUUCAUGCUCAACCAGUACACCAUGGCAUUUGGCUAUCCACCACUGACAAAGAUCCUGGCAAGUUUCUUUGGCAAGCUGCUGGGACAAGAGUUGGACCCACUCAAGAAUGUGCUGGUGACAGUGGGUGCCUACGGGGCUUUGUUCUCAGCCUUUCAGGCCCUGGUGGAUGAAGGAGAUGAGGUCAUCAUCAUAGAACCUGCUUUUGAUUGUUAUGAACCCAUGACACUGAUGGCUGGAGGUCACCCCGUGUUUGUGCCCCUCAGGCAGAGCCCUGCUCCUAAGGGACAACUAGAAUCCAGCAAUGACUGGCAACUGGACCCCACAGAACUGGCCAGCAAGUUCACACCUCGCACCAAGGCCCUGGUCCUCAACACACCUAACAACCCUUUGGGAAAGGUGUUCUCUAAGAUGGAGCUGGAGCUGGUGGCUGAUCUGUGCCAGCAGCAUGAUGUCCUGUGCAUCUCUGAUGAGGUCUACCAGUGGCUGGUCUAUGAUGGGCACCAGCACGUCAGCAUCGCCAGCCUCCCUAACAUGUGGGGACGGACCCUGACCAUCGGAAGUGCAGGCAAAACCUUCAGUGCUACGGGCUGGAAGGUGGGCUGGGUUAUGGGUCCAGAUCACAUCAUGAAGCACCUGCGGACUGUGCACCAGAACUCUAUCUUCCACUGCCCCACCCAGGCCCAGGCCGCAGUAGCCCAGUGCUUUGAGCAGGAACAGCAACACUUCGGACAACCCAGCAGCUACUUUUUGCAGCUCCCACAGGCCAUGCAGUUAAACCGAGACCACAUGAUCCGUAGCCUGCAGUCUGUGGGCCUCAAGCCCUUAAUCCCCCAGGGCAGCUACUUCCUCGUUGCAGACAUCUCAGACUUCAAGAGCAAGAUGCCUGACCUGCCUGGAGCUGUGGAUGAGCCCUAUGACAGACGCUUUGUCAAGUGGAUGAUCAAAAACAAGGGCCUGGUGGCCAUCCCUGCCUCCAUCUUCUUCAGUCAACCUCAUCAGAAGGAAUUUGACCACUACGUCCGAUUUUGUUUUGUGAAGGAUGAGGCCACACUCCAGGCCAUGGAUGGGAGGCUGCAGAAGUGGAAAGGAGAGCCCCAGCCCUGAGGCCACCUUCAGCCCUGCCGCACACAUGGAGGCCUCAGCUGUGCCUCAUCACAGGGAUGGCGAUGGAGGGCCCAGCUGUAUGACUGGGCAUGUUCCAGGAAAGAGGGCAUUUAUUUGGGGGUUUCAGCAAUCUUUUCCCAUAGUGUCUGCACAGCUGUCUUGGGUUGGGGUCCUGUUCUGGGCCUUCCUCUACUCAUCUGUGAGUUGUUGUGGCCCCACUGCCUGGAACAAUAAAGGAUAGAUAACAGUCCAACCCCAGGCCUCCCUACCGUAGCCCUAUUGAGGCUCAUUAGCUUCACAAACUCUUCUCCUGUGACUUCGGGUGUUCCUUCUGAUUUGAUUGCUUUUGUUCCUAAUAAAGUUUUAAGUUAUUGGAACCCUAAA